AAAAAACAAUGAGUAAAAAGGAUGAUAUUAUAGAAAUAAACCUUGAAGAAAAGAUUUAAAAAGAGAAACGAAACAAAUAGAAUUUUAGAAAAGGUUUCUAAGAGAAGAGAUAGAAAUUAUAAGCAUUUUUUAAUGAUAGGAAGAGAAAUGACAAUCGUAUUCCUGGAGCAAUUGUUGAUAUAACGAAUUUACAUUAUAGUGUUACAAAUGAUGAAUUGAAAGAGCUUGCUUAACAAUUUGGAAAAGUGAUAAGAGCUUAAGUAGAAUGGGAUAAAAUGGGAAGAUCUUAAGUAAAAAAAUUAAUUAUAAUUCAAAGGAAUAAGGCUUCAUAGAGUUUUUUUAUGUUUCAGAUGCAAAAAAAGCAGUUGAAACUUUAAAUAAUACAACAAUUGAGAGUUUACCAAUGAAAGCUUAAUUAAGAGAUUCAACUAUGAAAAGAGGCAUGUUCAAGCGAUGAUGAAUAUUAAUGU
Paramecium sonneborni is the source of this 470-nucleotide messenger RNA. The record is from the annotation of a GenBank genome assembly. Lineage: Eukaryota; Ciliophora; Oligohymenophorea; Peniculida; Parameciidae.